AUGGGAGGCAAGAAGCGGAAGCAGGAGAAGCAGGAUGUGGAGGAACAGGAGCCGGAGGAGGGCCCACGGCGGCAGAGGGCAGAGGAGGCAGGCGGCCAGCCGAAGACCGGCCCAGGCCGUGGUGCAACAUCCAAGCCCAGCGCUGUGCAGAUGCUCAAGCCAAAGUCCGGCCGGCACACUACGAUGUCUGUCGCACUACCCGCCAGCAUUGUGGAAAACGCGCAAGGUGGCGAGUUGAAGGCAGUCCUUGUCGGGCAGAUUGCGCGAGCCCUGACCAUCUACGGCGUCGACGAGGUGGUGAUCUUCGAGGAUCGCACAGAUGCUGUGGAGAGCGAAGAGGACGGCGUGUCCAAUAGCAUGGCAUUCUUCGCGCGGAACCUGCAGUACCUGGAGACUCCCCAGUACUUGAGAAAGCAGCUGGUACCUCAUCACAAGGACCUCAAGUGGGUGGGCUUGCUCGCCCCGCUGGAUGCACCGCAUCACCUGCGCAAAUAUGAGAACCUUCCAUACCGAGAAGGAGUUGUGCUAAAGAAGCAGAUGAACCGCCCUCAAACAGACGGCGACGAGGAUGAGCAAAAGGGUUGCUGGGUAAACUGCGGUUUGGAAGACCCCGUGUGGGUGGCAGGCUCAGAAAUCGCUACAGACGUGAGGGUCACGGUCCGCCUGGAUGAGGACGCCCGCGGCCGCGGCCGUGGCGGAGGCCGUGGCGGAGGAGGAGGCCGCGGCGGCGCCGCGCGGCGAGGACGGGCGGUGGACCCCCAGGAGCCUCGAGAGCAGCUGGGACUCUACUGGGGCUUCCAAACAAGGUUGGCCGGCAGCCUGAAAGCUGUCUUCGAUGAAUGCCCCUGGGAUGGAGGUUACGACCUUUCGAUUGGCACCUCUGAGCGGGGCGAGUCACUGGGGUUGGGGCGAUUGCCAAAAUUCAGGCAUUUGCUGCUGGCUUUCGGUGGCCUGGGUGGAUUUGAAGAGGUGCUUGCUGAUGCAAAGAGUGGCUACCAGGCUGACACAGACCCUGUGUCUCUGUUCAGCCGAUAUGUCAACGUGUGCCCACGUCAGAAGUCUCGGACAAUUCGCACCGAAGAGGCACUGCUGAUAACCUUGGCAAUCCUUGACCCGCUUAUUGCCGAGAAAUGA
Molecule: messenger RNA, 1134 nt
Organism: Symbiodinium sp. CCMP2592
Lineage: Eukaryota; Dinophyceae; Suessiales; Symbiodiniaceae
Source: the annotation of a GenBank genome assembly